Messenger RNA from Funneliformis mosseae, 213 nucleotides. The record is from the annotation of a GenBank genome assembly. Lineage: Eukaryota; Fungi; Glomeromycota; Glomeromycetes; Glomerales; Glomeraceae.
AUGGAUCCAAUAACCACAAUUGUAGUAAUAAUUCGCCACCCAUUAGUGAUGUUUAUGCUGAAAAAUAGUCUUCGUAAUCAAGAGCUUAUAUAUUAUAAUUAUGGAUCUCAAGCAAGGAAACGACAUAAAAAUAAACCCUAUGACCAAACUUCAGGUUCUGGCACAAAAGCUGAUGAUGGAGAGGAAAGACCACAAAAGAAAAAUCAAUGUUAA